Messenger RNA from Mus pahari (shrew mouse), 942 nucleotides. Its product is annotated as olfactory receptor 143-like. NCBI's taxonomy places the organism in Eukaryota, Metazoa, Chordata, Mammalia, Rodentia, Muridae. The coding region runs from base 1 to 942 and encodes 313 amino acids. Gene Ontology annotation, molecular function: olfactory receptor activity; odorant binding; G protein-coupled receptor activity. The transcript has a single exon. Gene Ontology annotation, cellular component: membrane. Gene Ontology annotation, biological process: G protein-coupled receptor signaling pathway; sensory perception of smell. The record is from RefSeq and is a predicted model, not a curated record.
AUGAAGCAAAUGGCUACAGAAAAUGACUCUUCAGUGUCUGAGUUUAUUCUUAUGGGACUGACAGACCAACCUGAGCUCCAGUUGCCUCUGUUUGCUCUCUUUUUGCUGAACUACACAGCCACAAUGGUAGGAAACUUGACUUUAAUGAGUCUCAUUUUCUUGAAUUCAAACCUUCACACCCCCAUGUACUUCUUCAUCUUCAAUCUGUCCUUCAUUGAUUUUUGUUAUUCAUUUGUCUUUACCCCCAAAAUGCUGAUGAAGUUUUUUUUAGAGAAGAACAACAUAUCCUUCAAAGGAUGCAUGACUCAGCUGUUUUUCUUCUGCUUUUUUGUGAACACUGAGAGUUAUGUGCUGACAGCCAUGGCUUAUGAUCGUUAUGUGGCCAUCUGUAAGCCUUUACUAUACCAAGCUAUCAUGUUACCUAGAAUCUGUUGUCUUCUAAUGUUUAUGUCAUAUUUGAUGGGGUUUGCUAGUGCCAUGAUCCUCACAGGCUUAAUGUUUAGGCUCAACUUUUGCAAUAGCAACAUCAUCAAUCACUACAUGUGUGACAUUUUCCCUCUCCUUCGGAUCUCCUGCAGUGAUACCCAUCUCAAUGAGCGUGUGAGCUCUGCUGUGGUGGGUACAGCUAUCAUUUUAUGUAGCCUUCUUAUCUUAAUGUCUUAUGCUCUGAUCCUUUUCAAUAUCCUUAAUAUGUCCUCAGGUAAGGGUUGGUCCAAAGCCUUGGGCACUUGUGGAUCCCACAUCAUCACUGCUAGUCUCUUUUAUGGAUCUGGGCUGCUUGCUUAUGUUAAGCCAUCAUCUCCUGAGACUGUGGGCCAGGGAAAAUUUCUCACAGUGUUUUAUACAUGUCUGGUGCCUGUGCUGAAUCCUCUAAUAUACAGUCUCCCGAACAAAGAUGUAAAAAUUGCUAUGAAGAAAACCUUAAAGAGAAUCACAAGUUAA